AUGGUCCUGCUCGCUGGCGUAUACGCCCUCAAUGAAAUCACCUCCUUGCUUAAACUAGCAGGGAGCAUAUGGCGCCGCCCACCUGGUUUGUAUUGGCGGGAUGUGCUCACAAUACUGCUUCAGCUGCUUUCUUACAGGUGGUGGGGAAGCCGCCCAUGUCCUCCUCUUAAGCAGGCAGGUCUCGUGGUAGGGGCCCCUCUGCUGCUCCAGCUGCUUGCUUCCAGGUGGCGGGGAGUCGCCCCAUGUCUUCCGUUUAGGCAGGCAGGUCUCGUAGUAGGGCACCCUCUGUCCAGCUUAAGUAGGGCUGGUCGUCGCUUUUGCAGCCCCACUCAGCCUUGCUCUCCGACGAGCUUGCCUAAGGUUGCAGCUCUCGUAGUAGGGAGGGAUACAUACCGCUUUGCAAAUCCCGCUCGCCCCGGCGUUCAGUUCUGCCGCUUUCUCCCCAACUAA
Messenger RNA from Linum trigynum, 450 nucleotides. NCBI's taxonomy places the organism in Eukaryota, Viridiplantae, Streptophyta, Magnoliopsida, Malpighiales, Linaceae. The record is from the annotation of a GenBank genome assembly.